AUGGACUUCGCCGGUCCAUUUCACGGCACAAUGCUGCUGGUGAUUGUGGACGCCAUGUCGAAGUGGCCGGAGGUGGUCCAGAUGAAACACGCCACGUCCGACGGCGUUCUGGAGGCCCUCCUGAACCUGUUCAGCCGUUACGGAGCCUGCACCGAAAUCGUCACCGAUAACGGUACGCAGUUCACCUCGCAAGAGUUUGCCGAUUUCUGCACGGUUCACGGCAUCCGACAUCUUCGGACUCCACCUGGCCACCCACAGUCGAACGGCCAGGCGGAGCGCUACGUUCAAACUUUUAAGGACGGAAUCAGCAAGCUGAUUGCCGACCGGAAGCCAUUGCCCACAGCUCUGCGGGAAUUCCUGUUCCGGUACCGCAACGCGCCACAGGCCACAACUGGCAAGUCGCCAGCGGAACUGUUUCUGAGCCGCAAACUGCGUGGUCAGCUGGACUUGCUGGUGCCGGUGCUGAUGACAACAAUAGAGCGUAACCGGAAGCGUUACCAGCAAAAUUUCGACCAACGGACACAGGAGAAGCAUUUCCAAGUUGGCGAUUACGUAAUGGUACGUGAUUACCGUCCGAAUCGCGCAGUUGACUGGCAGCGUGGACAGCUGGUCAGACGUGAAGGUACCCGCAUCUGGGUUGUCCUGGUCAACGGAAUUGACCUGCGAAGGCACGAAAAUCAGAUGCGACCGAGGCAUUGGCUGCACCCAGACGAGCGUGCACUACCGAAUCCGCCAGCUGCACUUGUCGCACCUGCCGCACCGAAGACACCGGAUGUACCGAAAGUACUAGUCGCAUCGCCAGUGCAGACGGCUGCACUGCCUAACGAUGCCUUUCCGGAAGCGGUCACAAAGCAGGAUGCUGGUGGACAGAUCGCUACUGGUAAAGCACCUGAACUUACAUUACCGAAUGUUGAUAGCGCCAAACCAGUGAAGCCAGCGAAUGUGAAGAAUGCUAAGAAAACGCCACGCGUUCCUGAAGCGAUAACUGAUACCAGUUCUCAACUGAAGCCACCGGAACCAGAAGUGCGACGAAGCGGAAGAGACAGAAAAGAACCGGAUCGACUAAUCGCGGAUCCGAAAUUCGGGCGCUAG
Messenger RNA from Paramacrobiotus metropolitanus, 1092 nucleotides. RefSeq lists its product as uncharacterized. NCBI's taxonomy places the organism in Eukaryota, Metazoa, Tardigrada, Eutardigrada, Parachela, Macrobiotidae. Gene Ontology annotation, biological process: DNA integration. The transcript has a single exon. Bases 1 to 1092 code for a protein of 363 amino acids. The record is from RefSeq and is a predicted model, not a curated record. Gene Ontology annotation, molecular function: nucleic acid binding.